UGUAUGUGAACAAUAUCAUUUGAUUUGUUUAGUGGCAUGCAAGCAGGAUGAAAAGGCCUAGUGUGUUUAACAGUGAUGGGUGUGAAAACACUGCACACAUUCUGAGCAACGGACUGUAAUAUCCUGCAACUGAAAGGAAAUAGCUUUUUCAGGAAGCACAAACUCUUAGCUGGUUCUUUGAAAUUUAACAACAUGACAGACGACUGUUCCAAAACAACCAGUAACAUCCCUUCGUUAACAAUGGAGGUUGAUACUGCUUUUCUCCGAUCCUUGAGGGGUGUCCUUAAAUUAGUAGAGAUGGGGACUAUGUUUGUAGCAUUUGUGUGUUUUGCGGCAGCAUCCAGGCCCAAAUACAUUGCAGCUACAUGCAUGGAGUUUGUGAUCACAUUCUCCCUGCUUCUGCUGUACACGCUGAAGUUGAACAAGAAGCUGACUCUGUUCUUCUGGCCUCUCGUUGAUUUGUUCAACUCACUGUUUGCAGCAGUCUUCAUACUUAUCCUGAGUCUGAUAGCAGUGUCCACUUACACAGUGACAGGGACCCUGGGUGGAGGGAUAGUGGGUUUCAUAGCAACAGGCCUGUGGUGUGUGGAUGGUUACAUGCUUUUCAAGAGGGUCACAUUCAAUCAACCAAGAACAGCAGCAACUGGCACUGUGAAGUGAAGACACCACAAUUGUCUCCUCCCAUGCUCACUCUCUUCUGUCAGUCCUUCCAUUUAUAGUGUAGGUUUAAAGGGGCAAUCAGCAGUUGAAACAAUAACAAAGCUUGGCCCCGGCCCGUUUUGGUAAAAACCUGAAGGAUAUGUGGAUGGAGAAAUGUAACCACUCUCAAAUUCAUAGACAGGACUGACCAUCAAUGUUAUCAACAUGAUAGUUUUAACCAUGUUUCGAGGCUAUAUAGUGUUUGUUUACAUUUUGUUUGUUUACAAUUAUUGGAGUAAAACAAGCUUAUAUUUUGGGUUCUGAUGGUGUAUGACAGUUGAACUAAGCUCAUGGGGAAUUUAUAUAUGUGUACAUAUCAUUAAUUUCUAAAUAAAAAAAUGGAUGUAUCAACUGCA
This is a messenger RNA of Oncorhynchus nerka (sockeye salmon), 1055 nucleotides long. Its product is annotated as chemokine-like factor. Bases 193 to 660 code for a protein of 155 amino acids. NCBI's taxonomy places the organism in Eukaryota, Metazoa, Chordata, Actinopteri, Salmoniformes, Salmonidae. The record is from RefSeq and is a predicted model, not a curated record. Gene Ontology annotation, cellular component: membrane. The transcript has 4 exons.